CAAGCCCACAUCUUCGGGAGGCCUUCUGGUCUCAGUAUGCAGCUGCUACCUGAGGUGAUCUCUGCUCCGCUUAGCAUUCCUGGGGUGGUGCUGAUUAAUUCAGAAAGGCUCAAUUUAAUUGGAGCAGUGGCCAUUUCCCUGGGCAGACGGCUCUUGUCCUGCACGGCGUCACUUAUGAGGCCUUCCAGGGAAGAUGAACUGAAGGAUGCUGCCCACGGAGACCGUCGCCUGACAACCCGUUAUGCAGGCCUACCUACAAGGGGCCGGCAGCAUGACCAGGUGAAGGCAGAGUAUGCCCGGCUCAGCCGCACACUCACCAUAGUGACCAGAGAACGCGAUUCGGCCCUGAGGGAGAAACACCAGCUCCAAGUCAAGCUGGAGAACCUGGAGCAGGUCCUGAAGCACAUGCGUGAGGCUGCUGAACGGCGGCAGCAGCUGGAGUUGGAGCAUGAGCAAGCCCUGGCUGUCCUCAACGCUAAGCAGCAGGAGAUCGAGCUUCUGCAGAAGGCUCAGGUUGAAGCUAAGAAAGAGCACGAGGGAGCCGUGCAGCUGCUAGAGAGCGCCCUGGACAGCAUGCAGUGCAAGGUUCGAGAGCUGGAAGAGAAAUGCCGGACGCAGAGUGAGCAGUUCAGCCGGCUGUCUCGGGACCUGGAGAAGUUCCGGCAGCAGGCCGGGAAGAUUGACCUGCUAGGCAGUGGCUCGGUGGCCUCGCUGGACAUCCCCUUGGCCCCCAGCAAGCCUUUCCCGCAGUUCAUGAAUGGACUAGCCACCUCCAUUGGCAAAGGUCACGAGAGUGCCCCUGGACACUACCCUGCGGUUGGUGACUAUUCCCCACUCUCAGGGGGCAAGCCGGAGCUGCUGUCCACCAACCACCUUCCUGUCCCCACCUUCCUGUCGCCAUCGGGGAGCCCAAGAUGCAGAUUUGAGUCAGACAUGGACAAUGAACAGAACUCCAACACCUCGAAGCAGAGAUACUCGGGCAAAGUCCACCUGUGUGUGGCCCGCUACAGUUAUAAUCCCUUCGAUGGGCCGAAUGAAAACCCGGAGGCCGAGCUGCCCCUCACGGCGGGGAAGUACCUCUAUGUGUACGGGGACAUGGACGAGGACGGGUUCUACGAAGGGGAGCUCCUGGAUGGGCAGAGGGGCCUGGUGCCCUCCAACUUUGUGGAUUUCAUCCAGGACAACGAGUCUCGGUUGGCAAGCACUCUGGGGACCGAGCAGGAUCAGAACUUCAUCAACCACUCGGGCCUUGGCCUGGGGAGCGAGAACAUCCUCGACCUCCACUCCCCGACUCGCACAGACCCGGGCAUUACUGAUGACGGCGGGGGGACGCUGGAUGUGAACAUCGAUGACAUUGGAGAAGACAUCGUGCCUUACCCUAGAAAAAUCACCCUUAUCAAACAGCUUGCCAAAAGUGUCAUUGUGGGCUGGGAGCCCCCGGCUGUGCCGCCGGGCUGGGGGACUGUGAGCAGCUACAAUGUCCUGGUGGACAAGGAGACGCGGGUGAGCCUGGCCCUGGGCAGCAGAACCAAGGCCCUCAUCGAGAAGCUCAACACGGCCGCCUGCACCUACCGCAUCUCCGUGCAGUGCGUCACGAGCAGGGGCAGCUCGGACGAGCUGCGGUGCACGCUGCUGGUGGGCAAGGACGUGGCCGUGGCCCCCUCCCACCUGCGCGUGGACAACAUUACGCAGAUCUCCGCCCGGCUCUCCUGGCUGCCCACCAACAGCAACUACAGCCACGUCAUCUUCCUUAAUGAGGAGGAGUUCGACGUCGUCAAGGCUGCGCGGUACAAGUACCAGUUCCUCAACCUGAGGCCCAACAUGGCCUACAAGGUGAAGGUCCUCGCCAAGCCCCACCAGAUGCCCUGGCAGCUGCCACUGGAGCAGAGGGAAAAGAAGGAGGCCUUUGUGGAGUUCUCCACGCUGCCCGCAGGCCCUCCAGCACCUCCCCAAGAUGUUACUGUCCAAGCAGGGGCCAUGGCAUCCACCAUCCAGGUCUCCUGGAAGCCGCCGAUGCUGACCCCCACUGGAUUGUCCAAUGGGGCGAACGUCACCGGCUAUGGCGUAUAUGCCAAGGGGCAGAGGGUGGCCGAGGUCAUCUUCCCAACGGCGGACAGCACCGCAGUGGAGCUCGUGCGCCUGCGGAGCUUGGAGGCCAAGGCCGUGACAGUGCGGACCCUCUCUGCCCAGGGCGAGUCCGUGGACUCUGUGUUUGCUGCCAUCCCCCUCGACCUCCUGGUGCCUCCAACCCCCCACCCGAGAGCUGCGCCCCCACCGAAGCCAUUACCAAGUGCCCCCGACACCAAAGACAAGCCCCUGUGUCCCCACACCAAGGUGGAGGAGCCCUGGGAGCAGAGCCGCACCCCCGCCCCGGUGCACGGGCACAUGCUGGAGCCGCCUGACCUGCAAGGCUCCGGCCCUGGGCGGCGGUCGCCUUCUCCCAGCCGCAUCCUCCCGCAGCCGCAGGGGGCUCCGGUGUCCACCACCGUUGCCAAGGCCAUGGCCCGUGAGGCUGCGCAGAGGGUGGCCGAGAGCAGUAGGCUAGAGAAAAGGAGCCUCCUCCCCGAGCGGAGCAGCCUGGGGCGCUGUGCCAGCUCUGAUGAGGAGGACGGCUUUGCCUCCCCCGAGCUCAAGCGGAGGGGCGCCUCUGUGGACGACUUCCUCAAGGGCUCCGAGCUGGGCAAGCCGCCCCCCUGUUGCCAUGGAGACGAGUACCCCACGGAGAGCAGCCGGGGCUCCGACCUCUCGGACAUCAUGGAGGAGGAUGAGGAGGAGCUGUCCUCGGAGAUGCAGCUGGAGGACGGGGGGAGGAGGCGGCCCAGCGGCACCUCCCAUAAUGCGCUCAAGGAGUGCUAUAAGCCCAGGAGCCCGGAAGGCGCCUGCCCGGGACAGCCCGAGUUCCCCCAGCAGCCCCACCGCAGUAAGAGGCUAUGCAGUAUCCCCGAGGUAGCCGAGGAGGACGCAGAGCUCGGGGAGCCGCUGCUGCGGCAGGGCUCAGGGGCACCCAGGGCCAGGGCCCUGCUGGCCAUGGUGCCAGGGCCCAUCCCACCCUGCUGGGAGCACUCGGCUCCGCAGGCCUCCUGGAUCCCUGCCAAGCGCAGAGCCCCCGUGGAGGACCUCCUUCUGGAAGACAGAGGCUGCCGGCUUAGCCGCUGGGCCACCCGGAGCCCGGACAGCGGCCUGGACUGCGGCAGUGAGGAAGAAGAGUCUCGGUUUAGUUUCAGGAACACCACAGCCCAGUGCAGCCCAGGCCCCGGUCACUGUCCCUGUAGGAGAAGCCCGAGGCCUCUACUGGCCCGGCGGCGGACACUGACCCGGCAGAGCAGCAUUGAAGAGGACUUUGGGGAACAGGUGGACCCCAGUGACGUCGCCAGGAGCGAUGAUGCCCUGCCCCGCCCGGAGAGGUCCGUGCCCAGGCAGCACAGCUGGGACGAGGCCGUGGAGCACGAAGACUCUCGGGGUGUCUGGAGGAGUGGCCUGGCUGUGCCCGACAGCAGGGUGGCUGUCCAGCACGCACGGCCUCCCCCCAGAGUGGCCGACGGCCCUGUGAUUCUAGGAAACCCAGCAUCUGCCGGACGUGUGGACAGGGCAGAUCAUGUGGGCAGGAGGUUUUCCCACGGUGGCACUGGUCCUCAGAGGCCCCGGCCGACGGUGGUCCCAUCUAUUGAUGAUUACGCUGGGCGCGACCGCCUCUCUCCAGACUUCUACGAGGAGUCGGAGACGGACCCUGGAGCCGAGGAGCCCCCAGCCCGCAUCUUUGUGGCUCUGUUUGACUAUGACCCACUCACCAUGUCCCCGAACCCUGACGCUGCAGAGGAGGAACUUCCCUUCAAGGAAGGACAGAUCAUCAAGGUCUACGGAGACAAAGACGCAGAUGGCUUCUACCGCGGGGAGACCUGCGCCCGGCUCGGCCUCAUUCCCUGCAACAUGGUCUCCGAGAUCCAAGCUGAUGACGAGGAGAUGACUGACCAGCUGCUAAGACAAGGCUUCCUGCCCCUGAGCACGCCCGUGGAGAAAAUAGAGAGAAGUAGAAGAAGCAGCAGGCAGCGCCCCGUGUCCACAAGAAGAGUGGUGGCUCUGUACGACUAUGACCCCCGGGAGAGCUCGCCCAACGUGGACGUCGAGGCUGAACUUACGUUUUGCACGGGAGAUAUUAUCACUGUUUUUGGUGAAAUCGAUGAAGAUGGAUUUUAUUAUGGGGAGCUCAAUGGGCUGAAAGGCCUGGUGCCUUCCAACUUCCUGGAGGAAGUGCCUGAGGACGUGGAAGUCUACCUCUCCGACGCCCCGUCCCCCUACUCUCAAGACCCACCCCCGCGCUCCAAGGCCAAAAGGGCUGUUGACCGUCUGUGUGGACAUUUCCCAUCAUGGCACGACAGGCAAAGUCCUCUCUCCUCCAUGCUCGGGAAGACGCUCGAGCCUCACUUUUCUGGGACUUUCUUCCAAAGAUCGCAGAGCCUCAUUUUUCUAUGGUCUCCAAGAAAGUUGCUGUCUACCUGGGCACGUGCACUGUUCCAGGCAACAGCUGUGAUCUGCCUGUGGCAUCCAAGGACAAAAAGAAGGGCUGAACCAGGGGCUGAUGAGAUGCAGCCAGCCCUUCUCUGGGCUGAAAGCCAUGUGGAAUAUGUCCUUGUCCCUUGUCAGAGGCCUACCAGGGCUACAGAUUUCACCUUUCUCCCCAAGACCACUCACCACUGCACCUACAAUGACCACCAAAAGUCUCAAGGACCUAUCAGACGCCCCCAGCCUCGCCCAUCAGUUGUGUCUGCCACAGUUAACCAGGUUGAACAUGAAGUCCAGCACCGUCUCACUGCGUAGCACUUUGUGGCUGACGUCGGUACACAGCAUGAUGUUGUUCUCGUACUGAAGGAUGGAAGUGGUGAAGCCAGGCCAGAUCACCAACCUGUCGAGGACAGCGCUGGUCACGGGGGCCCAGACACCAGUGCAAGCUACUUCAAGUUGGGUCCCUCAGCUCCAAAGAGACCUUUCAAGGCUUCAAUAGCCUCAUAUGGUAGUAAUGAUCGUUUAGAGGUUCCCUUUUAAAUAAACACACAAACUUGACUGGGCUCUCCUUUACACUGAUCCACCUGCUGCAAGUGCCUGCAUCACAACAAACCCAAACCACCUGAGCCAUAGCUGUGACAGCACAGUGACUUCUGCCUGGGGACCUCAUCACCAGAGGGCAAAGCUCAAACUGAGUGCUGGAUAGAUGCUUAUGCCUCUCUGGUGACAUCAAUGUUAUUAUGUUGCUUUGUCCUUGAAUCCAAGUAUUGCAGGGUGAGUUCUUAAGGCAAACCAAGUUACAUGUUCCCCUAACGUGACAUGCACCAUUAGAGAUACUGUUACAUCAGACCACCACUCUCAAAGUCUGGGCAGAGAGAAACAUAGGAUUUCCCAUUUCAUACAAACCUAUGAUUUGGAAUAUCAAUAGGGUCACUUGGGUUAUAAUAGUUCCGUCCAAUUUGUUGCAAAUUCAUGAUUUUCAAGAGCCUGGAGAGUAGAAAGUGAGCAGUUAUAAAAGUGAGGGUGGAAAGCAUCCAGUCCUGCCUAUGGGACAGUGGGCUGCUCUGGGCAGGACUGGCCCUCAUGUGCCUGGGACCCAGCAAUGAGUUCCAAACAUUUCAGAGUUUGGGAAAAGAUCCCAAGACACACGAAUUACAUGAAAUUCCGAUUUGCAUGUCUAUCAGUUAGGUUCUCCUGGAAGCCAGCCCUGGUGUUCGUUUGCUGCCUGAGGCUCCUCAGGCCCAGCAGCUGAGGCUGGGAAGGCAUGGUGCUGACCAGGCAGCCCUCUGCAGAGCCACCCUGCCAAGCCUUGAUUGGAAAUCCAUAGAUGUACCAAUCACAUUAAUUCAAAAUAAAGGAUAAUUUUCUAUGAGCAAUUUUAAAAGGUAAAUUACAAAUCCAAAUCUCAUAGCCCAUUAUUCAGCCUUCAGAUUCUUUUUACCCAGAAAAUAAACUCUCUGCCAGCAUGUCUUUAUUUUAGCUUUGGAAGAUAUGGCAUGCACACUGACGACCAGUACGAGCCAGCCGCUGUCAUCUCUCACCACAGGAAGGUGUGGAGAGGUCUCACCCACCCCUCCCAACCAGAGCCCCCCAGGGAAGGGUGACCCUGGCCCAGCACAGGCAGGGUUUUGAGGACCUGACAUCAACACAAACAGGGAAAUUAAAGUUAAGGGCUGGCUUGAAGCAAACUGCAUGCUGAUAAACAACACCUGAACCCACCCAGCCCCAGUUUCAAUCCCAGGAAUAUUGCAAUGAAGUCACACAGGGCAUAAAGCCAGGUUGUGGAUCAAAACCUAGAACUUGGAGGCCUUUACAUAAUUUUUAUAUAUAUAUAUGUAUUAUAUGUAAUCUUCGAAUGUUCUAAUCAUUCACCUAUUUUCUCAAAAGGAAAAAAUUCUUAACACACAUUAUUAUAAAAAUUACCCUAAGUGGCAUAUUUGUUGCUCAAUCUGUUUUCCUAGGUUAUCAUUCCCACCUGGGAUGAUAAGACAUGAUGGUUAAAAUCAUGGCAAUCCAGAGACACUGGCUCACCCAACAUGGCAAAGCCCAGGUAACAGGUGCACAUGUAUUCUCUAUAUACUUCUUCCAGCUUUUCUGUUUUAAAUCCUUAAUAAAAUACUCAAAAAAGUUUAA
Messenger RNA from Ictidomys tridecemlineatus (thirteen-lined ground squirrel), 6633 nucleotides. Lineage: Eukaryota; Metazoa; Chordata; Mammalia; Rodentia; Sciuridae. The record is from RefSeq and is a predicted model, not a curated record.